GCGUUGGGGAUUUCCACGUCAUGGAUUUAUGCUGGCAGGCAGUCCGCAUUUUAAGGACUCAGUCGGUCGUUUGGGUUGCCAGGAUACGUACGAAUCUUCGGUCGAUUCUGCUGGAGCUGUUCAAUCCGCGUUCACAUAAAUUCUGCAUUGAGAGUGCGGAGGGAGACGGUGUGGGAAAGUUUGCGAGUUAGUAAAUCGAUAUUUUCUUUAGCUCCGCCAACCGUUGUUGUACGAGUAUCUGGGUAGUCACUUGGAGAAUAUGGACGAGUUGAGUAGCAUAUUGCACAUGUUUGAGAGAGGGAAAACAUUUGAUAGUUCCGGUAACGUUAUACGAAAUAGGUUGAAUCUUGAACAAAGGAUCAAUGUACUGAGGCAAUAUGAACAGACCCCAGACAUUCGCUUCUUGGCAGAGAAAUUUCAAUGUGGACGAAGGCAAAUCAAGACUAUUUUGCGCAAACGUCAAAAAUAUUUGAUGAUGUGGUCAAGGACUAAAAAACUGACUCCUAGAUCGGAUUCAUCGUUUUUGGACACUAUUGGGAUAAUUCUGCACGAAUGGGUCAAGCGGGCGCGAUGCUAUAAUAUAAAUAUCACGGAUGAUAUUCUACGGAACUUUGGACAGGAAAUCGCUGACCUCAUCAAGUUUCAGGGGUUCAAACCGACGAGCGCUUGGCUUAUUCAAUUUAAGCAAAAGUACAGAAUUCUCGACAUGGAAUUAAACAUUAAACAAGAAACCGACUUUCACCUUGGGGACAGAAAGCCUUUGGGUGUUAGUAUCAUAAUUGAAGAUUUACGUCGAGAAUAUGGCGAUGCUCUUAUUCUUCCUGAUGGGGACUCGAAUGACGUUGAAUUCUCCGAUGAAGACGCUAGAACCGAAAGUCUAAUGGCAGAAAAUUUCCGAUCGGAUAGCAUUGACUCUGCAAUACAAAUGGACGUUGGAAAGGACAAUAUAGAAACAGAAGCUGCUAAUGAAAAUGAUACAGAAUUUGCGAAGGAAAUUUCGAAUUACCGGGAAGCGUUGAACCAGCUUGGACCAUUGGAACAGUUUGCCUUGCUGAGAGAGAAUAUUCGAGCGGUUGGGCUUAUUAAUCAAUUAGAGAAUCUUUUUAGGGAGGAAAUGCUAAACGCUGAGUUGAAAUAAAUGUUUGUAUGGAUGAUAAUACCUUUACCAAUAAAAUGGAUGUAUGAGUAAAAUGAAUGAAAUUGUACAUAGUUUUUAAUUCUUAUAAUAAUAAAUUAAUGUUUAAAAGA
Molecule: messenger RNA, 1248 nt
Organism: Hermetia illucens (black soldier fly)
Lineage: Eukaryota; Metazoa; Arthropoda; Insecta; Diptera; Stratiomyidae
Exons: 2
Coding region: 260-1138 (292 amino acids)
Source: RefSeq, a predicted model, not a curated record